Molecule: messenger RNA, 1239 nt
Organism: Pyrenophora tritici-repentis Pt-1C-BFP
Lineage: Eukaryota; Fungi; Ascomycota; Dothideomycetes; Pleosporales; Pleosporaceae
Source: RefSeq, a predicted model, not a curated record
AUGGCCGACAUGACCGAGCCCUCCGCGAUUCCUCCGCCAGCAGCCAACGGCGCUCUGCCUGCAGAAGACGCUGCCGGCCAGACAGUGGCUGCCAUUGCUGAGGCGGACAAGAUCUCUGCGGGUAAGCGCGGCUCAGUCGCAAACGAAAUCGCCCUCUACGACCGCCAGAUUCGUCUCUGGGGCGUUCAGGCACAGCAGAAGAUACGCACCGCAAACAUCCUCCUCGUCUGCUUCAAAGCCCUCGCCAAUGAAAUCGCAAAGAACCUCGUCCUUGCAGGCAUUGGCUCCAUCACCCUCGCCGACCACCAAGUCGUGACCGAAGAUGACCUGGGUGCCCAAUUCUUCCUCACCGACGCCGACGUAGGCAAGAACCGCGCUGAAGCAGCUGCCCCCGAGGUCCGCAAGCUCAACCCACGCGUCACCGUCAAGACGCUCACGACGGACAUUCGCAAUGUGCAAGAUCCAAACUUCUACGCCGCCUACGACAUCAUCAUAACCACCGAUAUGGACUUCAUGUCCACCACGGCAGUCAAUGCCGGCGCGCGCAUAGCAAAGAAGCCCUUUUACGCAGGCGCCUCGCACGGCAUGUACGGCUACAUCUUCGCCGACCUCGUCGAGCACCACUUUGUCAUUGAGCGCGAGAAGAGCAACCGCGACACCCAGGUUGGUCCUGAGAGUACGACGCGGAGUGUCAAGGGCGUGCAAGUCAAGAAGGAAAAUGGAAAGGUGGUGGAGCUGGUCAGCAAGCGCGAGGUCUACAGCCCACUCAUGCUAGUCAAAGACAGUCCGCUCCCCGCCGAAAUCGCAAACAACGCGCGGAGACUGAAAAGAGUACACCCGUUACUGACAUGCGUGCGUGCGCUAUGGGAGUACCAACGCAACGGCCACGGCAUCUAUCCCUCGCAUACCCAGCAAGAACUCACGCUGUUUACCACCAUUGCAAACGUAAAGCACCAGGAGCUCUUGCUCCCUACCGACUCUCUCAAGGCUGACGUCCUCCGCAACUUCCUUCAGAACCUCGGCAGCGAGCUAGCACCCGUGACUGCCUUUUUGGGCGGCCAGCUAGCUCAGGAUGUCAUCAACGUCUUGGGUCAGAGGGAACAGCCAAUUCAGAACCUGAUGCUGUUUGAUGGCGAGGACAGUGCAGGGCCUGUAUAUACCCUUCAUCCCAUCUUUCCAGAUACACCGUUGCCGAUCAUCCAGAGCGUUCCCGUUGAGGCGUCUAUCACCGUGCUCUAG